Aspergillus oryzae RIB40 is the source of this 1065-nucleotide messenger RNA. Its product is annotated as RTA1 domain-containing protein. The transcript is spliced from 4 exons. Lineage: Eukaryota; Fungi; Ascomycota; Eurotiomycetes; Eurotiales; Aspergillaceae. Bases 1 to 1065 code for a protein of 354 amino acids. The record is from RefSeq and is a predicted model, not a curated record. Gene Ontology annotation, cellular component: membrane.
AUGAGCUGCGAUCCCAAUUAUGUUGAUGCUAGUUGGUCUUUCUACCGGUAUAAGCCUUCUAUUGCAGCUCCAGUAUUCUUUGUCAUCUUGUUCACUUCCACGACCGCUCUCCAUCUCCUCCAGAUGACCAAGACAAAAACUUGGUAUCUAAUUCCUUUCAGCAUUGGCGGGUUCUGUGAAAUUGUUGGAUAUAUCGGUCGAGCUAUUAACGCGAACGAGAAUGCCGGAUGUUGGACGCUCGGUCCAUACGUUAUACAAACCUUGCUCCUCCUUAUCGCGCCAGCCUUCAUGGCAGCCUCGAUCUACAUGAUUUUAGGCCGUAUCAUCCUCUUGACGGACGGAGAGAUUCACGCAAUGUUAAAGCGACGUUGGCUCACAAAGACUUUCGUAUUUGGUGAUGUGUUGUCUCUGUUCCUUCAAGCUGCUGGCGGCAGUCUUUUGGGCGGUGCCGACGAACACAACAGCCUGAUGAAGACUGGCGAACAUGUCAUCAUCGCUGGUCUGUUUGUACAGCUAUUCUUCUUUGGCAUGUUUAUAGUCGUCGCUGGCCUCUUCCACCGCCGCAUGUUACUCGCGCCUACUGCUACCAGCCACAACCCCCUGAUCCGAUGGCAGAAGUAUCUUGUUACUCUCUACAUCGUUAGCGUGUUGAUCUGGGUUCGGAGUGUUUUCAGGGUCAUCGAAUACCUCCAGGGAAAUGCUGGUUCUAUCAUGAGGCACGAAGCCUACGUCUUCAUCUUUGACGCCACAUUAAUGUUUUUGGUUAUGGCGUGGAUGAACUGGUUUCACCCCAGCGAGAUUGGUCUUUUGCUGCGACACGAGGAACCCAUCUCCAACGGCCACCUCAAGCGCCAUCUCCAUGGAUUUCGUGGAUUCGAGAAUCGAGCCGCCCUAUCUGCCCUAGAGAAACACCUCCUAGGCCUUUCUCUAGUUAAUCUGCUGGAGGAAAACGUUGUCUUCCUGAUCCUAAUAGGCCUCCAUUGCCGGAAGUUCCGCUGCACAACGGCUUCAAAUGUGGGGAUUGCUUAUAUAUUACUACAUCACUUGCCUGGAUCAAGAAAAUAA